Messenger RNA from Amoebophrya sp. A25, 1650 nucleotides. NCBI's taxonomy places the organism in Eukaryota, Dinophyceae, Syndiniales, Amoebophryaceae. The record is from the annotation of a GenBank genome assembly.
UGUAAGUAUUGCUGUGGUAGCACAGGAGGAGAAACGAGAAGGUACACGUUCCUUCAUAGAACAAGAUGGAUAGUUUUUUUUGAUGAUCUCGAACACACGGUCGUCUGCUCCCUCGUGGGUUCGUUGAGAAGUUGUAGACAAACUAUAACCACAACUACUAGAUCUAGAAAUACAAGGAAGUAGGGCUUUGACUUUGCUAUAAUAAUUUCAAUAUUCUGCUUUUUCUGCUUUUUCAUAAGCACCACAACUAGAAGACUGCAAGAAGUAAAAUUUAGUUGCAGUAUUCCCACGAAAUUACCAUGGCAUCGUCUACCUCGUCAUCAGCUGGUCCUGGCGGUGCAGCGCCCAUGAAUGUAGAUAGUGAAGCGGGAGCUCCUCCUGCACCAGCAGCGCCAGGAUCUGCAGCAGCUUCGAGCGAUAACGCACCAAAGUUCGAAAUAAAAAAAUGGAAUGCCGUCGGACUGUGGGCGUGGGAUAUCAUCGUCGACAACUGCGCGAUCUGCAGAAACCACAUCAUGGAUCUAUGCAUUGAGUAAAUCAUGAUACACUUCAUCUACUUGCAGAAACCACAUCAUGGAUCUAUGCAUUCAGUAAAUUACACAUUCCUGCUUGUGCUUUCCCUCGUAUCUCUACUACUAGUGCCCCCACUUCUCGUUGUGUUGGUCAUGAUCAUUAUCCUGGAAAUGUCACAAAGAUCCACAAAGAUCCAAAGGACAAAGAUCGACGAAAUGACCAAGAUCGCCAGGCGAACAAGGUGCCCACCGGCACCACUUUCAACGCGUUGGCCUUAGUUGGCGCGGGUGUCGGCGGUUUCUCCCUUCUCUCUCUCGUUUGUGGCUCAAGCCUCCCAACACAGUCAAGGACAAAGCACCACAGGAAAGACCUCAGGAAAACCUACAGACCUAAACGCAUAUGGUUCCAAAAUCAAUGAUCAACAGGCAAAGGGCUUUCAACGGAUUCAGAUAGCAGAGAUAACGAAUGUUCAUAGCUGUAAUCAGGUCCGUCCAUAACGUCUUGUCAGUUCUGACCAGUUCAAAGUGCAUAAAGAGCCGCCAUGUAGGAUGAUCGUACGCGAUCAAUGAUGAUAGCAUAGGCGUUUCCAUAUGAAGCACGUGAAAGCUUCCCCUCAUGAUAUCCCAAUGAAGAAGCUGAGACUUCCUCCCUGCAACCCCAACGAAUAUCCACAGGGAUCAAACCAGCCAGAGGCCAUCAGUCUCAGGCUGUGAGGUCAGUUUGCAUCUAACUCAAGCGUUUCUCACCGAGAAACUACGCGCGACCUAGCAGUCUGUGUUCGAAUGGUCCAGAACGUUGCAUUUACGAACGUUAUCAAAAAAAGCUGUACUUCUGGAACAAGGUGAACAAACUCUCUUUCAGUAGCUGUACAUUCUAUUUUUUUUGUAAUAAACAAGCAACGCAGUAGUUCUGAUCUGGGCAACUCACCAUAACCACAAUUCCACUGGUUCUGGACAUAAUAUUAAAUUUCUCGUCAGGUGCCAAGCCAACCAACACGCAAACCCAGAGGAGUGCACAGUCGCAUGGGGUGUCUGCAAUCAUGCUUUUCAUCUGCACUGUAUUUCCCGGUGGUUGAAAACGCGAAAUGUUUGUCCGCUUGAUAAUGGCGAAUGGGAAUUCCAAAAGUACGGACGAUGA